AUGUCGAGCCGUCCCAUGAACGAUGAGGAGGUCCUCUCGGAGAUGAAGAAGAUGGUGGCCUUUAUCAAACAAGAGGCUGUCGAGAAGGCUCGCGAGAUUCAGAUCAAGGCCGAUGAAGAGUUUGCCAUUGAAAAGGCUAAGAUUGUUCGUCAGGAGGCGAUCAACAUUGACUCGCAGUACGGCAAGAAGAUCAAGCAGGCCGAGGUGGCCCAGAAGAUUGCCCAGUCCAACCAGACCAACAAGUCACGAUUGAAGAUCCUUCAGACUCGCGAGCAGCACCUCCAGUCUCUGUUCGAUGCUGCUCGCGAAAAGCUCAACGGCAUCGCCAAGGACCAGGAAAAGUACAAAAAGCUUUUGGGCGACCUCAUUCUUCAGGGCUUGCUUCAACUUAUGGAGCCCAAGGUGACCGUCACUGUCAAGUCGAGCGACGUGCAGCUCGCACAAGACGCUGCCAAGCAGGCUGAGAAGGAUUACAAGGAAAAGUCGGGCAAGUCGACCAGCGUCACGGUCCAAGAAGGUCUCAACAAGGACAGCGCCGGCGGUGUGGUGCUCUCGGGUCACGGAGGAAAGAUCACCAUCAACAACACGCUCGACGAGCGCCUGCGUCUUCUCGAAGACCGCAUGCUUCCCGAGAUCCGUCUCGAUCUGUUCGGGCCCAACCAGAACCGAAAGUUCAACACUUAG
Molecule: messenger RNA, 684 nt
Organism: Sporisorium graminicola
Lineage: Eukaryota; Fungi; Basidiomycota; Ustilaginomycetes; Ustilaginales; Ustilaginaceae
Exons: 5
Coding region: 1-684 (227 amino acids)
Biological process (GO): proton transmembrane transport
Cellular component (GO): proton-transporting two-sector ATPase complex, catalytic domain
Molecular function (GO): proton-transporting ATPase activity, rotational mechanism
Source: RefSeq, a predicted model, not a curated record